Leptonychotes weddellii (Weddell seal) is the source of this 999-nucleotide messenger RNA. The record is from RefSeq and is a predicted model, not a curated record. NCBI's taxonomy places the organism in Eukaryota, Metazoa, Chordata, Mammalia, Carnivora, Phocidae.
UCUCCGCGGGACUGGGCUCGGGAACAAAGUUGCGCGGGGCUCACCGAUGCAGUGUCGGCUGGUAGAAUUCUGACUCGUCGUCUGUCGCGGCGUAGGGGUUGUUGGGGGCUGCGUCAAGGAGACACUAGACUGGAACGUUCUGUCAUUCCGAGGCGACGGGCCCGAGCUGACGGGGCCGCACUCUCCGGUGGCAGCCGACCACUGCGGGGCCGUGGGCCGAGGGGCCGGGCCCCUCGCGUGCUGCAGGGAGCCCAAGGCCCAGCCAGUCUUGGGAAGGGAGCUGAGGGGCUCUGUUUUUUUGUGACCACAAUGAGAAAUUUAGACAGUGAUGAUCGGGUAACUGACAAGCUUAACAAGCCCAAGACAUCGAGAGAAUGGUUGGAACCACAGCCACUUUCUUUUAUGGAGGCAUUAGCUAAAGAAGAUAUUGAUGCAGCUAUUCAAUCAAUAUUAUAUAGAGAAAAUUAUGUAAUUAAGGAACUAGAUAAGUGUUUACAACAUCAUGACUUUUUAAAGGCAAGAAGAAAAGAGAUGUUACAUAAAAGAUGGGCUGACCAUGUGGCACAUCCUCUCCAGAAGAAAAUAAUAGAAAAAGUUUGUUCAUAUAAGAAGAUUAAAAAAAGGAGACAAGAAGAAUUAGAUAGUUUUUUAAAACAUGUAAAUAAAAAGGGAAAUGCAUUUAUAGAACAUUAUGAUCCAAAAGAGUAUGAUCCUUUUUAUAUGAGCAAAGAGGACCCAAAUUUUCUGAAGGUUACCAUUCCACCAUUUCGUGACCCUUUGAAAAAGGCACAAUAUGACAAAGAUGAUGAAAAAAGAACUCUUCUUCAGUGUGAGACUGGCAAAAUAUAUACAAUGAAAGAAUUUAAAGAGAUUGAAAAGGCCAAACUGCAUUCCAGAUUCCCAAGAAUUUCUAAUUCAAGGCACUUUAUGACUCCAAAUGAGUGGCUUAAGCUGCCUACAACCUACAUAGAAAGUGAAAUUUGUAAAAGGAGCAGGUAA